Molecule: messenger RNA, 1419 nt
Organism: Gaeumannomyces tritici R3-111a-1
Lineage: Eukaryota; Fungi; Ascomycota; Sordariomycetes; Magnaporthales; Magnaporthaceae
Product: autophagy-like protein 8
Exons: 3
Coding region: 509-880 (123 amino acids)
Biological process (GO): cellular response to nitrogen starvation; macroautophagy
Cellular component (GO): fungal-type vacuole membrane; autophagosome; cytosol
Molecular function (GO): phosphatidylethanolamine binding
Source: RefSeq, a predicted model, not a curated record
ACUGAUUCGGCACCGAGGGGGAGCCAGAAAAGGCCAUUCAGAUUGCAAACGGGCACACAGGGGAUGGGCGCAGGCGCAGGUACGACGCAACGACCCUGGCACUGAAUAAACCGACCAUGGAUCGCUGGAAAGGUCAGGUACCACCCAGCCCGUUUGGCAUAGUAAGAGCGCGAGGGCGUGCGUACCUACCUACUGUAGGCUGAAAGAGGCGACAGGGAAGGACCCACUUCGGUGGAGGACUCAAGCGGCGGGUGACUCCCCCGCUCCACGCAACCUCCUGUUAGCCUGGGGACUGCCUUAAAUCAUCCAGCAACCUGCCUACGUCAACCAACCAAGCCUACAGCCACCAGCCACCGCCUGGAGCCUGGAACCUGCACAAAACCCCCAUCACAACAGCCCGCCAACCCAACCCACAUCCUCAACCUAUCUCUACCAUCCUCCCAGCUGCCAGACACAAACCAAACCUAGUCACCUUCAUCACCGCCGCCGCCCGACCGACACCGCCAAGAUGCGAUCCAAGUUCAAGGACGAGCACCCCUUCGAGAAGCGCAAGGCCGAGGCGGAGCGCAUCCGCCAGAAAUACGCCGACCGCAUUCCGGUUAUUUGCGAGAAGGUCGAGAAGAGUGAUAUCGCCACCAUCGACAAGAAGAAAUAUCUUGUCCCGGCGGACUUGACCGUAGGCCAGUUUGUCUACGUGAUCAGGAAGCGGAUCAAGCUCUCGCCCGAGAAGGCCAUCUUCAUCUUCGUUCAGGACACCCUCCCACCCACGGCGGCGCUCAUGUCUAGCAUCUACGAGCUACACAAGGAUGAGGACGGGUUCCUGUACAUCACCUACUCUGGCGAGAACACGUUCGGCGACAUCUUCGAGGAGGCCGUUUGAGUGGGAUAGCCGCUACUCCACUGCUUUCUCUUGCUUUGCCUAGCCGAAGCCUGGUCUUGGCCCGCCUUGGAGGGGUCGUACGUCACUUGGCUUGAUGCCCGUCACUUUUGACUUAUUGCUUUCUUAUUUAUCUUGGCGUUAAGAGUGCUCCUUUUUUUUUCCCAGUCGAUACAGACUUUGAGCUUGUGGAGAGUUAUGGAAGGAUAGCCUUUUAGGCAACCACUCUUUUUCCGGUCGGAGGUUGGCGAGAUCGGUGGUGUAUUGACGGAGCAACAGCACGGCCCACCGUUUACCGGCAUCUUGUCGACCCCUUCACCCCUGCUCGCUCCAGGGGCACGGCCGAGCGGUGGGCCAAGGCCGAUCCGGAGCAUCCGGGGGCUGUUUUUGGCGCAUCAAAUCAUGGCGUUGCCGCUGCCCAAGAACAGCCCUCUGUUUGGUUUUCCUUAGAUUUGCUAGUUAUUUGCCCACAACAGAUUUGAGGUUUUGCCCAAGACGACCGGGUCACCCGUGCGCUGCCUAGAAUGUGUGAUGAUGCUCAG